This is a messenger RNA of Phyllopteryx taeniolatus (common seadragon), 5995 nucleotides long. RefSeq names its product kinesin family member 15 (gene kif15). Gene Ontology annotation, molecular function: microtubule motor activity; microtubule binding; ATP binding. The transcript has 35 exons. Lineage: Eukaryota; Metazoa; Chordata; Actinopteri; Syngnathiformes; Syngnathidae. Bases 116 to 4237 code for a protein of 1373 amino acids. The record is from RefSeq and is a predicted model, not a curated record. Gene Ontology annotation, biological process: microtubule-based movement.
AGGUGAGCUGCCCGCCAAAUUUGCUUGCAAACAAAGUCGGCCCUCUUCAAGUCCGACGAACUAUGAAGAUUUUGGACUGUUCCACAUAACAGCGAAUUGUUGCAACCCGUCAACAAUGAAUUUAAUCGGAAAAGGAGGUGGCGAUUCCAUCCAGUUUGUUGGCAGUGGUGACAGCGAUUCAAUCAAAGUUUUUGUCAGAGUACGACCUCUGACCAAGGGCACCGGACUAACCACAGAUGGAGAUCAGAGCUUGUGUCUCAAAGUCACCUCACCAAACACCAUACGUCUGCUCUCCAAACCGGAGCCACGAACCUUCACCUAUGAUCAUGUUGCUGACAUGGACACGUCACAAGACUCUGUGUUCUCCAGUGUGGCCAAGAAUAUUGUUGAGUCUUGCAUGAAUGGAUACAAUGGAACCAUUUUUGCCUACGGCCAAACAGGAUCAGGAAAAACGUUCACAAUGCUAGGACCCUCCGAAUUGGACAAUUUUACAGAUGAAUUGCGGGGUGUUAUUCCUCGCAGUUUUGAGUAUCUGUUCUUUCUCAUCAACAGAGAAGCGUCUCUGUUCAAAAGUUUUCUCUGUAAAUGUUCAUUCAUCGAGAUUUACAAUGAACAAAUCUUUGACCUCCUGGACACGGCCUCCGCCAGCCUCUUUGUCAGAGAGAACAUCAAGAAGGGUGUGUUUGUGGAGGGGGCUGUGGAGAAGUUUGUCAACUCUGCUGCUGAAGCUUACCAGGUGUUGUCUCGUGGCUGGCGUAAUCGCAGAGUUGCCUCCACCUCCAUGAACCGUGAGUCUUCCAGAUCUCAUGCUGUGUUCACCAUGACUCUGGAGUCAAAGGAGUCCAUCAAUGAGGUUGUGAACAUUCGAAUGUCUCAACUGAAUCUGGUUGAUCUGGCUGGCUCAGAGAGGCAGAAAGACACACACGCUGAAGGCUCCAGGCUCAAGGAGGCCAGCAGUAUAAAUCGCUCACUCAUGUGCCUUGGACAGGUGAUCAUGGCUUUGGUGGACGUUUCUAAUGGAAAGAACCGCCACAUUUGCUAUAGAGACUCCAAACUCACCUUCCUGUUACGAGACUCUCUUGGAGGAAAUGCAAAGACUUACAUCAUAGCCAAUGUUCACCCUGGAUCAAAAUGUUUUGGUGAAACAUUAUCAACGUUACAAUUCGCCCAGAGAGCAAAGCUGAUCAAGAACAAGGCCAUUGUCAAUGAAGAUACACAAGGAAAUGUGAGGCAGCUACAGGCUGAGAUAAAGAAGCUGAAGGAACAGCUUGUGCAAGCUCUCUCAUCUCGGCAAGUGGAUUAUGAGAAAAAUGUAGCACCAGGAGGGCCAGGUCUCCCCAGCUCAAAGCCGUCCAUGAAUAUUGAACAUGUUGCUUUGUACAAAGCCAAGUUUAUGGCUGCUGUUCGUUUGUGGAGGAAGCGAGACGAAGAGAAGAAGGUUCUUCUUAAGAAGGCAUCUCAGCUAGAGGAGGCCUGGACUCAGAAGGACAAGUUCAUCCACUCCAGUCGUCUGAUCAUCAAGUUCCGAGAGGAUCAUAUCGCUCGCCUGGAGAAAAAAUUGAAGGCAGAAUGUGGCAUACUUGUAGAUGUGGAGUCGCAGGCUCUCAUUGACCAGCUAAAAGAAGAGAUUAGGAUCUUACGAGACCAAGUUGAACAUCACCCCAAGAUGACUCGCUAUGCAGCAGAGAACUACAGCCUCAGAGAGGAGAAUCGUCAGCUUCGCUCCCUUGAGUCAGUGAUGAACGCUGAAGAGGAAGCUGCACAUGUUGCUCAUGAGCUGGAAGAAGACUUCCAGAGGGCCAUGGAAGCAGAGAAAAACGCAGAAACUCCAGCCAGUGCUUUAGCCUGCUAUGCUCCAGAUGCACUUGCUGCAUCCGCAAUUGAGAAGCUGAAAGCUCAGCUGCUGCAGAAACAGUCGGACCUCACAGCAGUUCUCCAGGCCUUUGAGGAGUAUAAGGAAAUCACUAAGAAGCAGAUGUCUCAGUUGGAAUCAGACAAACGAUACCUUGAAAAGUCCAACAGGCAUUUGGAGAACAUCUUGGAAGCCACCAAUGCCUACAAAAAGCAAGAAGUCUCUGAAUUGAACAGAAUUCAUGUUGAAACUCUAAAGAUUCUCACUACUCCCACCAAAGCGUACAAUUUGCGCUCCCGUCUUGUAGCAAUGUCCAGCCCAGAACAAUUGAGUGUCAACAAUCCAGAUGACAUUUGGGCUGAGUCGCCCCCUUCAGACACGACCGAGAUGGCCCUGACUGAAGAAGUGCGUCAAGUGCAGGAGCAAGUGAGUCAGGUUCGGGCCCAGCUGGGAGAGGAGGAGCUCAAGAACAGCAAGCUGAUGCAGCAAAUUGCAAAACUUGAGGAGCAGAUCCAUGUCAUGACACAGGAGUCUGGACAAAAGGAGGAGAAACUUUCAACUGAGCGUGCUAACAAGAACAGAGAUCAUCUCAAACUGCAGGAGACGAUCAACAGCCUGCAACAGAAACAUCAGAGUGAACAGGAAACUGCUGAAGUACUGAGAAGUGAGAUCCAAGAUCUACGGCUGGUGCUGCAGUCGUCUGACAAGGAGCUGGCCAUCGUGAAGGAGGAGCUAAGAGACAAGCAAAGUGAACAGAAGAGAGAGACGAGCCAUCUUUCCAGCAGUCUUAUCACCACACAGCUCCAACUUGACAAAGUCCAGCUGGAUUGGGAGCGCCUUCUGGAGCAGCACCGCACUCUGCAGGAUUGUUUUGACCAGCUGCAAGCUGAGGCAAAGUUUGAUGCGGAUCAUGCGAGACAGCAGAUGCAGGACACGCAGCAGGAGAUCAGUGAACUGAGGGCUCAGAUUGCUGUAUUAAACAACUCUCUGGAAACAGAGCAAAAGCACACUAGCACCCUGACUUACCAGUUAAGAGAGAACAGAGAAAAUACAUCAAAAGAACUUAGUGAAACUGCUGAGGAGAACACACAGCUGAGUAAACAAGUUUCAGGCAUGACUGUGCAAAUCAAACAGCAGGUAUCCAAACUUGACCAUGUAGAGCAAAAUCUGUGCACGGCCCUGAAAACCAUAAAAGGCCUGGAGCAGAAGGUUGAACAGGACAAAGAUGUCAUCCUAGAUCUGAUCAACCAAACCAGAGACCUCCGCAGUGAGCUGAAUCACAAGGAACAGGCCAUUGCACAUCUGUCAGGAGACGUCAGAGAUGUCACGGCCAAGUACAAUGCUGCCUGCUUGGAACAGAAAGGCAUCAGAGAGCAAAACACCACGAUGCAAGCUGAAAUUACAGAACUAAAAGAAACCUUAGAGAGGAGUAUUGCAUCUAGCAAAAUAGAGGUUGAAGUGCUGCAGGAUGAGCUCAUUUAUGCAAAUGAGGAGGUUGAAAGACUUACAAAGGUCUUAGAUGAGCACAACAACCUCCUUCAAGUUGCUCAAGAGCAAGCUGCUCAGAAGGAUAUUGUGAUCCAGAAUCUCCGGCAGAAGGUACAACAGCAGAAUGAAGCUGUGGAAAAAACAAUAAGAAAUGGAGGUCUCAAGAACGUCGAGUCAAUUUGCACUCCUAAAGCAAUACCUAAGAGCCCCUGCACCCCAGGAAGCUUCAGCCGAGACCUGACCCAAGUCCUCGAGAGCCAGGAGAGGGAACUGGAGAAUCGACGGUCCUCCAUGAUGACCAUGGAGAUACUCUUAGCGGAGCUUAAUGCUGAGAGAGCUGCCAAGAAUGAAGAAAUUCAGCGGCUCAAAACACAACUGACUGAAAAAGAGGUGUUCCGCAUGGAGGUUCAGGGCAUGCUUGACCAGUUUUAUACUAAAAAGCCUCAGGGUGGAAAUACAAAAAGUGAGGAGCUUUUUGAAGGCAUCAAGCAGUCCGUUCUUAAAGAGCUACAAGAGGAGCGAGAAGAGAAGGACAAAGUGAUGCAAAGGCUAUCUGAAACAAAAAAAAAGUUGCAGUCCCAGGAGUCCAUGUUGGCCCAGUCACAGACGUGUGUCCAGGAGCUGACCUCAGAACUGAGGAAUCGCUGUCUUGAACUGAGAGAGCUAAGCCAGAGGGUACAGGAAGAGGACAAGCACCUCAAGGAGAAUGAGGUUCUCCGUAAACAGAAUGUUCAGCUGUCGGAGGAGAAUGGAAAACUGGUGGGACACAAGAACCACAAGCAGAGGAUUGAAUAUUUGGUCAAGCUAAAGAAGGACAACACCAGACUGCAGGCGGAAAAUGAAACGCUUCGAUCAGAGAUGAGCCUAAUGCAAGACAACACUGGACCUCUGCUGUGAUGCUGCAAAUCUUUGUCUAUUUUCAGUGGACAAGCGCCUUCACAGUUACAGUGGUGACCAGAUUACGGGUUUUUGAGAUACAAACUGUGAUUCGACUGAAUUUUUGCUUUGACUUGCGAGCACAGAUUUGCGAUACGAGUGCUUAAUUGUGACAGUAAACUCAAUUCAACUCACUUCACAAUAAGCAGCAGUUUGACAAAUAGUGAACAUUUAAUCAAAAAGAGGUUUCAAGCAGUUUAAUGCCACUCCCAGUCAAAGUUCACUGUCAAACUAAACAAAGCAAAGAGAAAACUGGCAGUCAUUUACAAUCAUAUCAAUCAUUUUUGGCGCAAAUGAUGAAUCAGUGGAGAGGAUGUCAUUUUGGUCCAUAAAAUCUUAAAUACCGGGCGGAUUGUUCUGAUAUUUUCAGAGGUUAUGUGGACACAAAUAAGAAUGUACUCGUACAUUUUGGUGAUCAGCCAGCGUUUUUGGACAUAAAGCGACAACGCUUUUGGCUGGGAGAUCGAUUCCCUCAUCAUCUGACGUUAUGACACAAGCAACCAAAGUCCACCUCUGUUACCUACAAAAAUGCUUUCUGGUCUGUAGGGACUCUAUUGGGACAUCUUAGAGGCAUUUGUGGUUCAAUGAAUACAAAAUUGAGCUUAUGAAAGCCGUUCAGAAAGGCGGAAAUUAAUCUGUGAAGCAUUUCCUCUACGCGAUGCUCUCUACCUUGCUCACGUGGAAACGCAUCGAUAAAAUCAUAAAUAUCGGGCCGAUCUGAUAUUUUCAGAGGUGUGCGUGGACAUGAAUAGGAAUCUACUCGUAAAUUUUGGUGAAGAUCGGCCUGGGUCUUUGGAAAUAAAGCUAUUUAAUGCAUGUCGUGUGGCAUGAUGUGGCUAUAUCUUCUUUCCUCAAGGAGGCAUCUCAGCCGUCGAUGUUUUUUUUUUUUUUUUUUUCAACAAGCCUUCGGACAUGUUUUACAGUCACUGUUUUCAUUCUAUGUUAUGUGUGUCUGUGUAUAUAUGUGUGUGUAUACAUAUAUACAAUGGGGCAAAAAGUCAGCCACCAAUUGUGCAGAAAAAGAUGAGGCCUGUAAUUUUAUGCAUGUACUCUCUCUCUCUCUCUCUCUCUCUCUCUCUCUCUCUAUAUAUAUAUACAUACACAUACACACACACAUGCGUAUCUACAACCCCAAUUCCAAUGAAGUUGGGACAUUGUGUUAAACAAAAACAGAAUACAAUGAUUUGCAAAUCAUGUUCAACCAAUAUUUAAUUGAAUACACUACAAAGACAAGAUAGUUAAUGUUCAAACUGAUAAACGUUUUUAGCAAAUAAUCAUUAACUUAAAAUUUUAUGGUUGUAAAUUUAUUUGUUUAGCACAAUGUCCCAACUUCAUUGGAAUUGGGGUUGUAUAUAUAUAUAUAUAUAUAUAUAUAUAUAUAUAUACAUGGUUAAUUAUGUUAUGUUUUUAUAAAUUACAGUUUUAUAGAGUGGUAUUUUUCCUUAUUAAAAGACAAAAACUGUUUUUUUGGGGUGUGGCUGGUACGGAUUAAUGACAUUUUAAUUCGUUUCAAUGGAGAAAGAUGAUUUGAGAGGUGUUUUGAUUUUACAGCCGUGGUCAUGAAACAAAUUAAACUCGUAUCUCAAGGCAGCACUCUACGAAAUUUUUUUAAAUACUUUUUUUUUUUUUUUCACAGACAGGAAUACCAGGUUUAUUUUUUUCACUGGCUUACAUUGAUACUGUAUAUGAGCAUUUUUAAAAUAAAAACUAGUUUCCAUG